AUGAAUCAUACAAGGAACGGAAAUAAUAGCUCUAAUGGAAGACACGCUAAAGCAUAUCUUCAGAAAAUGGAAGAUACUGAGAAUGAGAAGCCGCAGCAGGAGCUUGUAGAUGGUCCAGGAAAACUUUACGAGCCAUAUACCAAAAACGAAGACCUUGUUGAUAAGCUUAAACUUCUUAACUACGAGGAAGGAUUUCUCAAGAUGAACACGGCCUUUAAACCAGUUCACAGGCACUAUUUUGUGAAUUCAACAAAUGUUGGUGAGCAGUACUUUAUGUUCACCUCGUUAGCUGCAUGGUUGAUAAGGAUCGCCGGCAACGAAGCCUAUGAAAUGCCACAAGAGGAUAUAUCGAUAGAGUUUUCUGCUAAUAAGCUCAAGUCAGGAGCUGGUGAAGCUGUUUUGUUUGUACUGGAUACUCUCGCCGAUGCGGCGCUCAUUCACGUCAACUUUCAUUGGGAAAAAAUGAUUCCACCGGAAAGGGAAGAAGACGACAUCGCUGUUGAUCAAGAUGAAGAAGACGACAGCUCAUCUGAGAGGUUUAAAGAUGUGGGCAGGUUGACUUACUCUACAGAGGUUUCUGUAAACGUUAACGUGCAAAAAGCGUUGGAUCAUCCUAAACAAGCAAUUCUACACAGCGACAUCGAUGCGCAGGCAUGGCGUAAAGAAGUCGAACGGGUCACGCCAUUUCUAAAGAUCGUCAUUAGACAGGAUGCCAAGGUAACCGAAUCGAAACUCCGAUAA
Angiostrongylus costaricensis is the source of this 741-nucleotide messenger RNA. Lineage: Eukaryota; Metazoa; Nematoda; Chromadorea; Rhabditida; Metastrongylidae. The record is from the annotation of a GenBank genome assembly.